GCUACGUGUGCACGGUCGUGUGAAGGCUCAGAGUGUAAGAAUCAGGUGAAGAUCAUGGCAGGCGCGAGUCCGCUCGGGUCAGCGAUGUGCAGCGGGUACAGACUGGUGUUUAACCCGAGCCUGAGGUACAGAGCGCUCGGGUUAUUAAAGUCCACCCGCUGCAGGCUCGCGGGAGGAGGCGGCCGGAGCUUCAGUGCGGGCAGACAUGUGCGGAAAGACUUCAUACAGGAUCUAGAGAACCAGUUUAAAGCGAUUCGGGAUAAACUGACCGCGGCGAUGCCUGGCAGUGACUGGAGCCCGAUCGAGGUGAACCGCGACCUUCCUCCUGAGCGCGCGGAUGUCGUGAUUGUCGGAGGAGGCGUGAUCGGCUGGUCCAUCGCUUACUGGCUGAAGAGGAAACUGAUGUCCCGGGACGCGCUGAGAGUGCUGGUGGUGGAGAAAGAUCCCACCUACAGCCAGGCCUCGACAGUGCUCUCUGCAGGAGGCAUUCGGCAGCAGUUCUCACUGAAGGAAAACAUCCAGCUCUCUCUUGCCUCCGCUUACUUCAUAAAGAACAUCAAUGAACAUCUCGGCAUGGUGAGCGAGGAUCCCGUUGACCUGCAGUUUAAUCACUCGGGUUACCUUUUCCUGGCCAGUGAAGCCUCGGCGCACAUUAUGGAGGAGAACUACGCGAUUCAGAAAGAAUUCGGGGCUGAAGUCACCCUGCUUUCGCCCACACAGCUGAAGGAGAGGUUUCCCUGCCUGAACACAGACGGCGUCGCGCUCGCCUCGCUCGGACUCGAGAACGAAGGCUGGUUUGACCCUUGGAUCCUCCUAAACGCCUUCAGACGCAAAGCCAUGUCUAUGGGAGUGUAUCAGUGUUUCGGAGAAGUCACAGGAUUUAAUUGCUGGUCACAAAAGGCAGAAACCAUGGCCGGAGAUAUCCUGAACAUAAAGAGGAUCAAAUACGUUAACGUGAAGAUGCCAAACAGUCUAGAGUAUCAGCCUGUAGAGUGCGCUGUCGUUGUGAACGCGGCCGGUGCCAGUUCAGGGAAAAUCGCCCACAUGCUCGGGAUCGGACACGGCCCAAAAACCAGCAUGGCGUCCAUUCCGGUUCCAGUGGAACCUAGAAAGAGGUACAUUUACGUCGUGCAUUGUCCUGAUGGGCCGGGUCUGGAGUGUCCGUUUCUGAUCGACUACUCGGGAGUCUAUCUGCGGCGAGAAGGCCUUGGGGGAAAUUACAUCACGGGGAAGUCACCGGAGGAGAGCGAGGAACCAGACUGCGGUCAUUUAGAUGUGGACCAUGAGUUUUUUCAGGAGAAAGUCUGGCCACUUCUGGCCCACAGAAUUCCUUCUUUUGAGAAACUAAAGGUGUCAGGAGCAUGGGCGGGGUUUUACGACUACAACACUUUCGACCAGAACUGCAUUGUGGGUCUGCACCCGCUGGUCAACAACAUGUACUUUGCAACGGGUUUCAGCGGGCACGGGCUGCAACAUUCUCCCGCCGUGGGCCGCGCCGUGUCCGAGCUCAUCCUGGACGGAGGGUUUAAGACCAUCGACCUGAGCGCCUUCGACUUCAAACGCAUCCUGUGCCAGGAGCCCAUGCUGGAAAGGAACAUCGUGUGAGCACGGAGGAGGAGAGAUCCUAAAGCAGGAUGUGUGGAACAAGUGAUGUUAUGAGAUCUGGGGAAAAUCAAGACAUUUUGUACCAAAGAUCAUGUACUCUUCACUGUCCUGCAUUCCCCAUAACCCUGUGCAUCAGUAGCCAUGCACAGAGAGAAAUUACUUACUCACGGGAGGUUAAUUCUCAUUUCCUUCUCAAUAUUUUAUUCUGUCUCGUGAUCAUGGACUCUUGUGGUUUUGUGUGUGAAUGAGUUUUAUGAAAACUGACUUGCCUGUCAAAACAAGUAAUUAUGCAGCAUUUUAUACAGCAUUUUGAUCAUGAUUUAAAGAGUAACGUAAACUCUUUCAAGUUUUAGGCGAAGUUGUGGGAUCACUGUGUGUAGUGUUUGUUUUAUACCUGUAAUUUGCCUGC
Messenger RNA from Clarias gariepinus (North African catfish), 2014 nucleotides. RefSeq names its product FAD-dependent oxidoreductase domain containing 1 (gene foxred1). The transcript has 11 exons. Bases 55 to 1605 code for a protein of 516 amino acids. The record is from RefSeq and is a predicted model, not a curated record. Gene Ontology annotation, molecular function: oxidoreductase activity. Gene Ontology annotation, cellular component: cytoplasm. Lineage: Eukaryota; Metazoa; Chordata; Actinopteri; Siluriformes; Clariidae.